UAUAUAUACAUGUUCUUUUAUAUAUUUUUCCAUACUCAACAAUCCUAUAAUAACAAGCAAAUUUUGAUUUCGUAUAAAUAACAAAAAGGAGGAGAAGAGAAUAUUAAAGUAUAAUUGUUAUGGAAGAUUUGGAGAAACAAGAGAGAAAUGUAGAAGAGGAAGAGAAUUUGCUAGAAAAUGUUGCAGUUUUGGAUUUUGAUGUAUUGUGUUCCUCUGUAGCUUUGAAAGCUUCUCAAGGAAGAUGGGGGAAUGUAGGAACCGUGGAUGAAGAAGAAGAUGAUGAGAAUGAGGUUUUUGGUGGGGUUUUGAGGAUGUGGGAAGGUGAACUUUUUGAUUUCUUUGAUCAUCGUCGCAUUGCUAUUGAAUCAACAUUUUGUCCUUGCUAUCGAUUUGGGAAGAACAUGAAGAGAGCUGGUUUUGGUUCAUGUUACAUUCAGGCAGCAAUUUACAUGAUUCUUGCUAUUGGUGCUUUUGUGAACUUCAUUGCCUAUGUUGUCACAAGACAUCACUGCUUUCUCUAUAUUUCUCUUUCCCUCAUUAUUUCUGUUGGUGUGUAUUUAGGAUUUUUCCGCACACUCAUAAGAAAGAAAUUCAACAUCAAGGGUAGUGAAAGUUCAUUGGAUGAUUGUGCUUACCAUUUUGCAUGUCCUUGUUGUACAUUAUCUCAGGAGUCUAGAACAUUGGAGAUGAACAAUGUACAAGAUGGUACUUGGCAUGGAAGGGGUGACACAAAAUGCAUUGGUAGCUUUGGUGAAAAAAGUAAAACAUAUCUUGAGUUACUUCCUCCUCCUCUUGUCUCAAUCAAAUCAUAGUAAUUUGAAUGAGAAUGAGAUUGUUUUAAAUCUUCUGCACUGCUUUUGGACUUAGAAAGAGAUAUUGAUUUCUCAUGUAUAUAAUUGUUUGUUACUAUCAAUAAAUAUGGUUUGAUUUUACCAA
Molecule: messenger RNA, 936 nt
Organism: Vicia villosa (hairy vetch)
Lineage: Eukaryota; Viridiplantae; Streptophyta; Magnoliopsida; Fabales; Fabaceae
Exons: 4
Coding region: 120-812 (230 amino acids)
Source: RefSeq, a predicted model, not a curated record